Solea senegalensis (Senegalese sole) is the source of this 517-nucleotide messenger RNA. RefSeq names its product protein S100-B-like. Gene Ontology annotation, biological process: positive regulation of cell population proliferation; positive regulation of canonical NF-kappaB signal transduction. Gene Ontology annotation, cellular component: cytoplasm; nucleus. The record is from RefSeq and is a predicted model, not a curated record. Bases 164 to 454 code for a protein of 96 amino acids. NCBI's taxonomy places the organism in Eukaryota, Metazoa, Chordata, Actinopteri, Pleuronectiformes, Soleidae. The transcript has 3 exons. Gene Ontology annotation, molecular function: S100 protein binding; calcium ion binding; RAGE receptor binding.
ACUGGGUGAGGCUGUUCAACACACUGCUCAGAUAUAAGGCAUCACUCGCACUUGGGAUCCAAAAAGAAAGCAUAGUGUCUUCACAUGGAGGUACCAAAGACUAAAUGUUGGCGAUUAUUGAUUUAAUUUAAUACAUUUUUAUCAACUGCUUGUAUUCGAUAACAUGGCUUCAAAGGAUAGAAUGUCAGACCUGGAGAGCGGCAUGGUCACUAUCAUCCGGAUUUUCCACAAAUACUCUGGACACAAGUGCAAGUUGAAGAAAGCUGAACUUAAGGAACUUAUCAACCACGAGAUGAAUCAUUUCAUAAUGAAAAUCCAAGAGAAUGACACUCUGGAUGAGCUCUUUGCUGACCUCGAUCAGAACGGAGACCUGGAGAUUGACUUCAAAGAGUUCAUCACCCUCAUCUCCAUGGUUACCUCGGCAUGCCACGAACUCUUCAUCCCAACUCAUUAGAAAUGAAGUUGUUUACCCUAUGCACCAGUAACUCAUUAAAAAGAACAAACGCAGUUAUUGGGA